Messenger RNA from Malurus melanocephalus (red-backed fairy wren), 1466 nucleotides. It is a transcript of the gene DUSP11, whose product is annotated as dual specificity phosphatase 11. Bases 1 to 1191 code for a protein of 396 amino acids. The transcript has 11 exons. NCBI's taxonomy places the organism in Eukaryota, Metazoa, Chordata, Aves, Passeriformes, Maluridae. Gene Ontology annotation, biological process: protein dephosphorylation. Gene Ontology annotation, molecular function: protein tyrosine/serine/threonine phosphatase activity; polynucleotide 5'-phosphatase activity. The record is from RefSeq and is a predicted model, not a curated record.
AUGAUAUUUUUGGGGGUGGAGGUGAUUUUCAUGUCCAAGGGGUCCCUGAGCCAAGGGGGAUUUUGGAGACCCGGUCCUGGUGGAAGUUUUAAGGUUCCCAGACCAGGGUGGACUGACUACAUCCCGCUGGGCUGGAGAAUGCCGGGCACGCGGUUCAUUGCCUUCAAGGUGCCCCUGAAGAAGAGUUUUGAUCGGAACCUUCUCCCAGAGGAGAGAUUUUCCCCUCAUGACCUCAUUAGGAAAGUCAAGGAGCAGAAGGAGGAACUGGGGCUGAUCAUCGACCUGACAUACACCACCCGCUACUACGGGCCUGAGGAGCUGCCACCCACACUCUGCUACUCAAAGAUCCUGACCAUGGGACACGAAAUUCCAAACAAAGAGACCAUUUUUAGAUUCAAGUAUGUUGUAAAAAAGUUUUUGAGAGACAACAAAGACAAUGAUAAACUCAUCGGGGUGCAUUGCACACAUGGCUUGAACAGAACUGGCUACUUAGUUUGUAGGUACCUGAUUGAUGUUGAAGGCAUGGAGCCAAAUACUGCCAUAGAAUUGUUUAACAAGUCUCGAGGGCAUCCCAUAGAGAGAACCAACUACAUCCAGGAUCUUCAGAAGAGAGCCUGGAAAAGGAGCUGUGAACUGAAGAMUUUUGGCUCUGAUCUCUUCAGGAAAAAAGGCAGUGCCACAGCAAAGCCCCAAAAGCAGCUGGUCAAACACCCCCAGCAUUGCUCGACCCAGUCAUCCCUGGUGGUGCCCAGGAACCUUGAUGGUGUCAAGAAGAAGCAGCAGCCUGGCUCCAAGKCUCAGGCACAGCCCCAGCAGCUGGGACAGAGGUAUGGGGCCCUGGAGCAGAAGCUGCAGAAGAAGCAGAGGCAGCUGCAGCAGAGGCAACUGGAGCAGAGGCAGCAGAGGGAGCUGGAGCAGUGGCAGUUGGAGCAGAGGCAGUUGGAGCAGAAGAAGCUGAAGAAGCUGCAGCAGAGGGAGCUGGAGCAGAGGGAGCUGGAGCAGCUGCAGCAGAGGGAGCCGUGCAGUUUGGCCCCAAGGAACUGUUGGGUUUCACCACCCACCAAGAAGAAGCACAAGGGACUGUUCCCCCCACAGAACCCCCAUCCCUCUCCACCCCAGGAGYCCACACCCGUGAGGAAACGCCGGCGCCGGCACAAGAAACACAAACUGAUGGAGGAGGAAAUGUCCUGACAGCACAUGGAAUAUUGUUCACAAGGAAAGCCCUACCAAGGCCCCAUCCCCGCCCCACGGGAGCUCUGGGAUGGGUCUCCCUUGGCUGGAAAGAGUGGCUGUAACUCCUUCAGGAACUGCCAGUCCAGGUGUGAAGCAGCUUWACAGGGCUAUUUUUUAAUUUUCUGUUUUCUCUUGCUCCGCACACCAAUGCUUUUACAAGAAAUUUUUUAAUCCAAUGCUGUACAGARUCUUAUCCAUGAGGGAUGCAGUGAAUAAAUGUGGACUCAACCAGA